Messenger RNA from Suillus plorans, 996 nucleotides. RefSeq lists its product as uncharacterized. Lineage: Eukaryota; Fungi; Basidiomycota; Agaricomycetes; Boletales; Suillaceae. The transcript has 2 exons. The record is from RefSeq and is a predicted model, not a curated record. Bases 1 to 996 code for a protein of 331 amino acids.
AUGCAUGACAUAGUUUUCAUCAUCUUUCAGAUGGUCUAUGCUCUCAUUAUCCAAGAAGGUUCUGGUGGACUUGGUGCUUUUGCUGCAUUAUCUACAACAUCUUCAACUAUCUCUGAGGCUGUCCUGCAGCUUCUAUGGAAGAAGCUAACCUCUAUGGAACCUCUUAUUUAUCUUCUACCACAUGAUCUUAUUCAAGAAUAUGAAAGUUCAGAUGGGGUAUUGAAGUGGAGAUUUCUUAGGACUCCACAGCAGUCUGAUCUAGAGAGAUUUCAGUCAUAUGCCAGAAGAGUCAAAAUGAUCUGUGCUGUUGAUGGCAAAGCACUCCAGUCCAGACAUAUCCAUGUUUUUCAAACUCUGGCAGCCUUGCAUGAUAGGAUCAGAUCUGCAGGCUCCCUUUUGCCCUAUCUCUAUCAUAUAGAAUUGAUGGACAAAAGUGACUGUUUGAUCCAAUAUCUGGACAGACUUUUGCUUCCAGGAUUGCAGACUUUGAUACUGCCUCCUCAUAUGAUCUUGCCACCAGAUGUGCAGACUCUGCUGCCUCAUCUGCAAAAUUUGGUCUACAUCUCAGAUGCAUUUCAUACUAGCAUGAUUUUAAACUCUUUGUCCAACUGCACUUUCAUGCACCGCCUCACCCUAUCCUACAUCCAAUGUUCCUUGAUGGCAUCAUUAGCAUCUCUCCAUCAGCUCAUCAGCCUAACUCUUAUCAUCAUUCCUGGAACAUCUAUCAUGCGGAAGACCAGCUCUAUUUCCAACCAUUCUAUUCGUAUGGAGGUUCUAAACAUUCAAGUGGAACCUAACCUGCACUCUUCAAAUGUCUCUGUCAACAUUGGUUUUCCAGCUAUCAUAUCUCUUUUAUCCAACCAUCACAUCAUCUGUCAGGGCCUCAGCAUCAAUAUCCACCAAGAAUAUUGCUUUGCAAAUCUUAUUCUGCAUUUUUUCAAUAUCUUAACAUCACUUCCAUCAGUUGAUGAUGAUGAUGAUGGAUUCCUGGCUUGA